AUGAAUUCAGCACCAUCAUCAGACCUAAUGUCUCUCCUCCGUCCGCCAAUUAUUCGUUCAGCGACUGCGACACUGGAUCGCGCACUCUGGUCGAAAUCGAUACCCAUUUCAGCUGCUAGAGUUAGGAAUGUGAAGAAUAUAUCGAAGAUUCGGACUGGGUUGGAGAAGAGUAAAGAGAUGCUCAAAUUAGAGAGACUCGUAAAUGUUCGACCUGAUCCUGAUCAAACUCUUGCUGCCAAAGGGGGGAAAUGCUUGUUGCUGAAGCCGGAAGUCAAGCCUGAUGAUUCAAGUACAUGGAGUGCCUUUUUACAAGAAGCUGUCAAGAGUGAAGAUGUUGGCGUUAUUCCGUACGCAUUACACCUAGAUUAUGAUUAUUGGACAUAUCAUGAUGUUAUGACCGGUCUCCUCCCCGAAGACGCACUCGGUGAAGUCCCCGUCGGCUUCGCAAUCGUCGGCCACGUCGCUCAUCUAAACCUGCGCAAUGAAUACCUCCCCUACAAACACGUAAUCGCCGAAGUCCUUGUCGAUAAAAACCCUACCAUCCGUACAGUAAUCAACAAAAUCGACGACGUAGGCGCGGCGUCAGAAUUCCGUACUUUCUCCUACGAAGUCCUUGCCGGGCCCGACGAUAUGAACGUCGAGCUUAGCGAAGGGAAUUGUAUUUUCAAAUUCGAUUAUUCAAAGGUUUAUUGGAAUAGUAGACUACAAACGGAGCAUAAGCGGUUGGUGGAUUCGUUUAAAGAGGGAGAAGUGGUAUGUGAUGUUAUGGCAGGCAUAGGACCUUUUGCUGUACCAGCUGGGAAGAAGGGUGUUUUUGUCUGGGCGAAUGAUCUUAAUCCUGAUAGUUAUGAGGCGUUGAAAGAUGCGAUUGCGCGGAACAAAGUCUCAACCCACAUCCGCCCCUUCUGUCAAGACGGCCACACCUUCAUUCCCCAUGCCGCCGACUCCCUUCUAGCCCUCACCCAGACAAACAGCAACAUAAUCACCCUCCCCGCCAAACGCCCCCGCAACCCUUCCUCCUCCGCUCCUCUCCCCGCGCCAAAAACACUAACCCUCCCCCCCACAAUCUCCCACUUCAUCCUCAACCUCCCCGCCAUAGCAAUCUCCUUCCUUCCCUCCCUCAUCGGUCUCUACGCCUCCUCCUCUUCCCUCUUCGCGCCCCACACAACCACAAAACUGCCACUCGUCCACGUCCACUGUUUCAGCACAAAAUCCGAGGACAAUAUUCGCGAAGGACGCGAGAUCGCGGAGCGGAUUAGUAAGGAGAUAGGGUAUGAGAUGAGGGCGAUAGAAGGAGAGGGCGACGUGGAUGAGGAGGGCAUGGUGAGGAUUACGGAGGUGAGGGAUGUGGCGCCGAAGAAGAGGAUGUUUUGUGCGAGUUUUAGGGUGCCGAGAGAUGUGGCUUUUAGGGAGAGGGUGGUCAAGGUCUAG
Molecule: messenger RNA, 1431 nt
Organism: Glarea lozoyensis ATCC 20868
Lineage: Eukaryota; Fungi; Ascomycota; Leotiomycetes; Helotiales; Helotiaceae
Product: S-adenosyl-L-methionine-dependent methyltransferase
Exons: 5
Coding region: 1-1431 (476 amino acids)
Biological process (GO): mitochondrial tRNA methylation; tRNA N1-guanine methylation
Cellular component (GO): cytoplasm; mitochondrial matrix
Source: RefSeq, a predicted model, not a curated record